Messenger RNA from Dunckerocampus dactyliophorus (ringed pipefish), 5839 nucleotides. RefSeq names its product 1-phosphatidylinositol 4,5-bisphosphate phosphodiesterase beta-4-like. Gene Ontology annotation, biological process: lipid metabolic process; phosphatidylinositol-mediated signaling. The record is from RefSeq and is a predicted model, not a curated record. Lineage: Eukaryota; Metazoa; Chordata; Actinopteri; Syngnathiformes; Syngnathidae. Bases 570 to 4298 code for a protein of 1242 amino acids. Gene Ontology annotation, molecular function: phosphatidylinositol-4,5-bisphosphate phospholipase C activity; calcium ion binding. The transcript has 40 exons.
CCGAGGGGGCGGUGUUCAGCCUCCAACAAGGCAUGGCGGCCACAGCAGUCAGCUGUUAGUCGGGGAGGAGCUGGGUGUGCUUCUGCUGGAUGACUCACUCACUCCCUGCGCACACUCAUUCACACACAGCGCGCUCGCUUAUUAAACGCACACGCUUGCAUGUUCGAGUGAGCGCAGAGGGCAACAAGAGGAGCGCUUCCUGCUCGGACGGGCCGCUCAGUCUCCACUGGAGGGCGAGAGCUGCAGGAGCACCGCCGGGACCGCACGGAGGAGAGACGCCGAGGAGGAGACACCAUCAGCGGGGGGCCGCGGAGAGGAGGCAGCUGGGAAACGACAGAGGAGAGAGGACAGGAGAAAGAGAAGUGGACUCUUCUCAGCAUCCUUCCUUCCUUCCUCCUCUUCCCCUCAUCGGAUUAAAAGAGGCUGCUGCUGUCAAAGCACGCUGGCUGAGCCAUGAGCGCAUCCCGCUGAGCCUGAUUGGUGCACAACUGAGUGGCCGAGUGCUGUCCGUCACCGUUUCCCUCCCCUUCCCCUCGUUUUGCUGUCUGUCACUGGGUUUGUGAGCAGCCAUGACAAAGUCCUAUGAGUUCAACUGGCAGAAGCACGUACCCGACUUCCUGCAGGACGGCGCCUCCUUCGACAGGUUUGAUGAGGACCCAUAUAUCUUUGAGCCCAACUGUCAGGUGAAGGUGGACGAGUAUGGCUUUUUCAUCACCUGGAAGAGCGAAGGAAAGGAAGGCCAGGUACUGGAGUGUUCCCUCAUCAACAGUAUUCGCGUCGGUGCCGUCCCAAAGGACCCAAAGAUCCUGUCGUCAUUCGAGGCCAUCGGGAAGACGGAGGCCGACCUGGAGGGCUGCAUCAUCUGCAUCUGCAGCGGCGCCGACCUGGUCAACCUCAGCUUCAUGUUCAUGGUGGCGGAGAACCCGGACACCGCCAGGAAAUGGACGGAGGGACUGAGGUCGGUGAUUCACAACUUCAAGGCCAACAACGUGUGCCCGAUGACGUGCCUGAAGAAGCACUGGAUGAGAAUGUGCGUCCUGACCAACGUUAACGGCAAGAUUCCCGUGAGAGGGAUUACACGGACAUUUGCGUCAGGGAAGACGGAGAAGGGGAUUUUUCAGGCUUUGAAGGACUUGGGCCUUCCUAGCGGCAAGAAUGACGAGAUUGAGCCAUCAGCGUUCACAUUCGACAUUUUCUACGCACUCACACAGAAGAUCUGUCCGCGCACAGACAUAGAGGACCUCUUCAAGAAGAUCAAUGGGAGCAAAAGUGAUUAUUUAACUGUAGACCAGUUAGUCAGCUUUCUGAAUGAAAACCAGCGGGAUCCCCGGCUAAACGAGAUCCUGUUCCCGUUCUACGACCCCAAGAGAGCCACGCAGAUCAUAGACAAAUACGAGAGGGAUGACGAGCUGAAGAAGAAAGGCCUCAUGUCCAGCGAUGGCUUCUGCAGGUACCUGAUGUCGGACGAGAACGCUCCGGUCUUCCUGGACCGGCUGGAGCUGUACCAGGACAUGGACCAGCCUCUGGCCCACUACUUCAUCAGCUCGUCACACAACUCCUACCUGACGGGGCGACAGUUUGGAGGGAAGUCGUCGGUGGAGAUGUAUCGCCAGGCCCUGCUGUCGGGAUGCAGAUGCGUGGAGCUGGACUGCUGGGACGGCAAAGGCGAGGACCAGGAGCCCAUCAUCACUCACGGCAAGGCCAUGUGCACCGACAUCCUGUUCAAAGACGUCAUCCAAGCCAUCAAAGAGACGGCAUUUGUCACGUCAGAGUUUCCUGUCAUUUUAUCUUUUGAAAACCACUGCAGUAAACCACAACAGUACAAGAUGGCCAAGUAUUGUGAGGAGAUCUUUGGGGACUUCCUCCUGAAACAACCCCUGGAGAACUUCCCGAUUGAAGCUGGACGCCCUCUCCCCUCGCCAAAUGAACUCAGACGUAAAAUCCUCAUCAAAAACAAACGCUUGAAACCCGAAGUGGAACAGAAGCAGCUGGAGGCCUUCAAGAAGCACAUGGAGGCGGGCGAAACCAACACCACCGCAAUCAUCAUGGGAGAGGAGAACGAGGACGAAACAGAGAACGGAGAAAAGGAGGCCGAGGACAAGGAUGUGACGUCGGAGGCUCCCAGCAGCUUGUCGGAGGCGGCCAGCGACAAAGAGGCCAAUAGUGACACGCAGUCCAACGCUGUGAGCGCCAAGAAGGAUGAGGAGCGCAGCAACAGUAUCAAGAAGGUGCCUGAAGAUGAUGCAACUGAGGCGUCAGAAGCUACAGAAACUGCAGACGCCACAGAUAUCUCAGAGGCGUCCGACCCAGACAACAACAAGAAGGGUGGCGACGGCUCAGAGGACUUGGAGGAGGCUCUCAUCGCUCAGUACACGUACGUGGGCGCCACCACCAACAUCCACCCCUACCUGUCCGCCAUGGUCAACUACGCACAGCCCGUCAAGUUCCAGAGUUUCGACGUGGCUGAGGACAAAAACAUCCACCACAACAUGUCGUCUUUCAAUGAGUCGGUGGGUCUGGGCUACCUGAAGACCAACGCCAUUGAAUUUGUCAACUACAACAAGCGUCAGAUGAGCCGUAUCUACCCCAAAGGGGGCCGAGUGGACUCCAGUAAUUACAUGCCUCAGAUCUUCUGGAACGCAGGCUGCCAGAUGGUCUCGCUCAACUUCCAGACCCCAGAUCUGGCUAUGCAGUUGAACCAGGGCAAGUUUGAAUACAACGGCUCAUGCGGGUAUCUGCAGAAGCCUGACUUCAUGCGGCGGUCCGACCGGAUGUUUGACCCUUUUUCCGAGACGCCGGUAGACGGCGUCAUUGCCGCCACCUGCAGCGUACAGGUGUUCUCGGGCCAGUUCCUGUCCGACAAGAAGAUCGGCACGUACGUGGAGGUGGACAUGUACGGCCUCCCGACCGACACCAUCCGCAAAGAGUUCCGCACGCGCAUGGUCAUGAACAACGGCCUCAACCCCGCCUACAACGAGGAACCCUUCGUCUUCAGAAAGGUGAUCCUGCCGGACCUGGCGGUGCUGCGCCUGGCGGUGUACGACGACAACAACAAGCUGAUUGGCCAGCGCAUCCUGCCCCUGGACGGCCUGCAGGCCGGCUACCGUCACAUCUCCCUGAGGAACGAGGGCAACAAGCCCCUCUCCUUGCCCACCAUCUUCUGCCAGAUCAUCCUCAAGACCUACGUGCCCGACGGCUUCGGAGCCAUCGUGGACGCUCUCUCAGACCCAAAGAAGUUUCUGACCAUCGCGGAGAAGAGAGCUGACCAGAUGAAAGCGCUCGGCAUCGACACGAACGACAUUGCAGACGUUCCCAGCGGAAGCUCCAAGAACGACAAGAAGGGGAAAGGCAAAGGGGACACGGUGAAGGCCAACGUGACGCCUCAGACCAGCUCGGACAUGGCCCAGACCUCCAACGCCGCCCAGAACAACACGGCAGAGACCAAGAAGGAUAAUGCACUGGUGCCCAACGUCAGCAUUGAUGACCUGAAACAAAUGAAGACGUACCUGAAACUGAUCAAGAAGCAGCAGAAGGAGCUCAGCACCUUGAAGAAGAAACACUCAAAGGAUCAAAACAUCAUGCAGAAGGCGCACUGCACGCAGGUGGACAAGAUGGUGUCUGCACACGACAAGGAGAAGACCAUCUUGGAGAAACUGCUGGACAAGGCCAUGAAGAAACGAGGGGAAAACAACUGCCAAGAUCUGAAGAAGGAAACCGAAGACAAAAUCCAGAUGCUGGUGACUGAUCACAAGGCUAAGGUGAAGGACAUGACGGCGCAGCACACCAAGGAGUGGUCGGAGCUGAUCGGCAGCCACGGCAACGAGGAGCAGGAGAUGAAGGACAACCACGUCACUCAGCAGUGCGAAAACCUCAAGAAGCUGCUGAGCGGCGUCCAGGAGCAGCAGACCGGGCAGCUCAAACUCAUCCAUGAGCGGCAGAGUAAAGACAUGCGAGCCAAUCAGGCUAAGAUGUCCAUGGAGAACAGCAAAGCCAUCAGUCAGGACAAGAGCAUCAAAAACAAGGCGGAGAGAGAAAGGAGAGUACGAGAGCUGAACAGCAGCAACACCAAGAAGUUCAUGGAUGAGAGGAAGCGACUGGCCAUGAAGCACCAGAAGGAAAUGGAGCAGCUGGAGAAAAGCCAGAGAGAGCAGGUGGAGAAACUGGACAAGUUCAAUGAGCAGCUUUUGACAUCCCACCAUGCAAACAAACAAAAGCUUGCAGGCCAAGGACAUGCAGCAGAUGGCCAAGUUGGAGGAGGAGAUGCAGCGCAGACCCACCACGGUGGUCUGAGCGCUUGACACGCACCUCAACACCCGUCUGUCCACACACAAACACACUGUAGCCCCGCCCCCUCGCCGUGUCUACUGGUAACUCAGCCCCCUCUCUCACACACACACACACACACACACACACACACACACACACACACACACACACACACGUACUGGGUUUGGACCACUGAGCCGCCAUCACAAACACGCCAGAAAGGGAGCGCUCGUCACCAUUUUCCAGUUCUUUUUCCUCCAUGGCGCCCCCUGUGGAUUGUGGUCAGCAUUCACCAAAUUGUUACUUAUGGACAAUUUUGCUUGAUGGCGGCCAUGUUUUUGAACCAGUCUUGCUCAAAUUUGACACGCACGUGCUUGUCCGUCCCCUAAAGGUGCGGACCAAAUUUCGUGGCGAAGCGGCUAAGCACCCUGAAAUUACGGCAGGUGUUUUGUAGCGCACGCCUGGGAAAUUUCAAUUCAGUUCCACGUAUGGGGUUUAAUAACAGCGCCACCAUGUGGUGUAUUUGUCAAAAAAGUAAUAGCACAGGCAACACAGUCGGGGGGCAUGUUUUGACCAAUUUUCACAUUUGAAUGUGCAGCACUUCACGAGAAGAAGAGUUUCUUCAUAUAUCAUAUAUACUACAUGAUAUACCAUGCAUACUUUAUGUUAACACAUAGAAUAUCAAAUUUUGACAUAUUUUAUUGAUUUACUUCAACAAAUUCAUCACUCAGUGUGUUUAGAAAAUAUACAAUAACAGUUAAGAAAUGGCAAGCAAGGUUGAUGUUGAAAAACUACAAAAAUGGCCGCCCAAACGCUUUGUCACUUUUUUUUCCCCAACAAAGUGCUCCUUUUAUUUAUGUCAUGAAAACUAAUGUAAUUUACUGACACGCACGCACGCGCACACACACGCACGCACACACACGCACGCACACACACACACACACACACACAGCUGCUUGUUAAGCAACGUAACUGGGUCACCAUGGCAACAGAGCAUCCACAACCAAAUAUGUCCACACAAAGAAACAAUUAGUUUUAUUUUCCUGUGCCCUGCCCCCCCCUAACAGCUAACGACUAAAAUGGGUUUCAAAAAGAGAAAAAGUGCUUUUAUUCCCCGGCUUUGCAGCGUGCCACUCUUCUUGUCUGUUGUUAAGAUGUUUAUUCCAGUUUUUCAUUCUGUUUUGCCAUAAAAUGCCAAAAUUAAAGGGUUAUUUAUAUGAAGAUAUACAUAUAUAAAUAAAUGAACAUAUAUAUUAUAUAUAUUAGAUAUGUUGUAGUUUUAAAGGUUGUUUAUUAGAGGCUUUUAUUUUUCUUUAUGUCAACCUUGUCUUUCUAGUCGCUCCACAGGCAAAUUAUUUUUGCUAAAUUCUCCUUCUUUGCUUGUUUGCUCUCCUUUUCAUGGUAGCUCUCCACCCAACUAUACUGUGCAUGUUUUCAUCUUUGUUUUUAUUUUGUAUUUCUAUUCUUAUCGUACUGUUCUUGUAACUUCUAGCAAAGAAGAUGCGGUUGUUACCCGGCUCCUUUAAUACUGUUUUAUAGUAUGUGUACCAAUAAACCAAGGUGGAACAUGGGA